AUGACAGACCACCGUUCCGAAGACGGAGACGAAUUACUACUACACGAGUCUACAACUCCUGUCGUUCUUAAUAGAGAAACUGCAUUUCCUAGUUUGCCUAUACCAGUACCGUCGACAGCAACCCAGCAAACAGCGCCACAGCAACAAAUAAGUGACAGCACUUUUCAACUGUUUACGUCGUACUUCGAUUCUAAAAUAUCUGCAUUGAAGAACGAGUUACUGUCGGGCAACGACUCCUUAGCCACUAAGUUGAAAAAGGAAGCGUCCGUGAAACUAAAGAGUGAAGGUAAUCAAAUCCAAUUUUCUUUCAAUUCCGAAGUCCUUGCUGACCUACAUAAGCUGCAAAAACGUUUUUCGAAGGAAGAUUUUGUUUCUAUAAAUUUAAUUUCUGGACUUAUCUUAAAGUUGAACAAAAGAAAUAAGCUCAUCAGAAUAGCCGAUAAAUCUCCUGCUGGUUGGACCACAGUUCGCGAGUACGAGAGUGACGAAAUAGCAUCAGAUUCAGAUGACGAGAAAAGACUCCGACAAGCUGAAAGCAGAGCUCUCAAAACCAUCAAGGAGAAGAAAAGUCGUACUAAACCUUACGCUAAGCCUUCAGCUACUGUUUCCAGACCUCCUACUAAUACUGCAGAUAUGCCUCUUCAACAGUACAACCAGCCGCCCUUUCGGAGGAACAGUCGCCGAGAGGCGACUUCCUAUGACAUGUGUUAUGAAUGCCACCAAUUUGGACACUGGAGGACAAACUGUCCCAAUAGAAGCAGCAAGCAAUUUACACCAAGGAACAACCCAGCAACAUAAGAUAAAAGAUAAGUUUCUUAAUUUAG
Molecule: messenger RNA, 824 nt
Organism: Mytilus californianus (California mussel)
Lineage: Eukaryota; Metazoa; Mollusca; Bivalvia; Mytilida; Mytilidae
Exons: 1
Coding region: 1-798 (265 amino acids)
Molecular function (GO): zinc ion binding; nucleic acid binding
Source: RefSeq, a predicted model, not a curated record